AAGAAGAAGAAGAAGAAGUCCAUAUCAGUGUAAUCCCUAAUGGGUAGCAUAAGAGGAGCGUCCCGGCUCUGCCGGCGUGGGAUAACGAGCGACAGCUACGCGGCAGCGACAACCGAGCCGAUCUCGUCCGACGCCGCCAAACCCUACGAGGAGAUACCCGGACCGAAGCCCUUGCCGAUUUUCGGCAACACCUGGCGCUUGUUCCCGAUCAUCGGCCAGUACACCAUAUCCGACACGGCCCGCAUAUCCCAGCUGUUUUACGAGCACUACGGCAAGAUCACUCGGCUGACCGGUUUGAUCGGUAGGCCCGAUUUGCUCUUCGUCUACGACGCCGACGAGAUCGAGAGGGUCUACAGGCAGGAGGGCCCUACGCCGUUUCGGCCCUCCAUGCCGUGCCUGGUGAAGUACAAGGGCGAGGUCAGGAAGGACUUUUUCGGCGAGCUGCCAGGCGUCGUUGGAGUGCACGGCGAGCAGUGGCGGGAAUUCCGGACGCGAGUUCAGAAACCGGUUCUGCAGCCGCAGACCGUUAAAAAGUACAUAACGCCGAUCGAGGUCGUCACCAAUGAUUUUAUGAAAAGGAUCGAAGAUAUCAAGGACGAGAAGGACGAGGUACCGGCCGAUUUCGACAACGAGAUCCACAAAUGGGCCCUAGAGUGUAUCGGCUUGGUCGCCCUUGACGUGAGGCUCGGCUGUUUGGGCGGCGAGUUAGCGCCAGACUCGGAGCCCCAAAAGAUCAUCGACGCGGCCAAGUACGCGCUGAGGAACGUCGCGACCCUCGAAUUGAAAGCCCCUUACUGGCGCUACGUACCGACGCCCCUGUGGACGCGCUACGUCCGCAACAUGGAUUUUUUCGUCGAAGUGUGCAUGAAGUACAUUGACGCGGCGAUCGAGAGGCUAAAGGAGAAGAAAAAGGCAAGAGGCGACGUACACGAGUCCGAGCUGUCGCUCGUCGAGCGAAUCCUCGCCAAAGAGACCGAUCCGAAGAUGGCGUACAUCCUUGCUCUCGAUCUCAUUUUGGUCGGGAUCGACACGAUAUCCAUGGCAGUGUGCUCGAUACUCUAUCAGUUGGCGACGAGGCCCGAGGAGCAGGAAAUCAUUUACAAAGAGGUGAUGAGCAUCGCGCCGGACCCGAGCGUGCCCUUGACCACGAGAGAUCUCGACCAGGCGCAUUACAUGAAAGCCUUCGUCAAGGAAGUAUUUAGGAUGUACUCGACUGUCAUCGGGAACGGAAGGACACUGCAGAAUGACAUGGUCAUUUGUGGCUACCACGUGCCCAAGGGGGUGCAAGUGGUAUUUCCCACAUUGGUAACCGGCUGCAUGGACGAGUACGUGGACGAUGCAAAGACCUUCAAAGCCUCGCGCUGGCUCAAGGACUCGGCCGGACAGAAGUUGCACCCGUUCGCUUCACUGCCUUUCGGCUACGGUGCUCGCAUGUGCCUCGGCCGACGCUUCGCCGACCUCGAGAUGCAGGUUCUACUCGCUAAGCUGAUACGGGAGUACAAAAUUGAGUACCAUUAUCAGCCGCUCAAGUACAAGGUGACGUUCAUGUACGCGCCGGACGGAGAAUUGAAAUUCAACAUGAUCAGCAGAAAUCGGCAAAACAGCCCUAAACCGACGAACACACGAUGAAAAUAUACUAAUAAUGGACAACACACGAUGUUAAUUAAAGCGGAUGAAAAUUUAUUCAACAUAUAAUAUAUGUAUGUAUGUAUGAGUUUACAUUCAUACAGGAUUGACAUAAAAAAAGCUCGAAACCAUAUGUUGGCAUUAUAUUGUACAAAAAUUACUUGCAAUGUGUAUAAUACAUAUACUAGAUUUAUAUGAUA
Copidosoma floridanum is the source of this 1826-nucleotide messenger RNA. It is a transcript of the gene Cyp301a1, whose product is annotated as Probable cytochrome P450 301a1, mitochondrial. Lineage: Eukaryota; Metazoa; Arthropoda; Insecta; Hymenoptera; Encyrtidae. The record is from RefSeq and is a predicted model, not a curated record. Gene Ontology annotation, molecular function: oxidoreductase activity, acting on paired donors, with incorporation or reduction of molecular oxygen; iron ion binding; heme binding.